GGCGGCGAGCUCUCCAUGUGACUUCAGUUUCCGUCCUCUGUUCCUUCCGCAAGUGCUAAAAUAAUCUGAUGCCCCAGAGCGAGUAGGCAGCGCGGCAGCGGCAACUGCUGUCCAGGAGGCCGGGGCCCCCCGGAGACGAUGCUCCCCGCGGAGUCGCCUGGGCUUGCGGGAGCCGGGAGUAUUUCGUGCGUGGGCUCACCGCCGGGCACCGCCAGGCUCCUCGAGUGCUGUGCUUGAGAUGGAGUUCCUGCCCUUUUGGCUCUGCCUGGGUUUUCCCUUCUUGGUUGUGGAAUGGAGGCACGGAGGAGGGGCGGCCGCUGCAGCUUCCCAAGGAGGCUGCAAGGUGGUGGAUGGAGUCGCUGACUGCCGGGGGCAGAACCUUGCUUCGGUGCCCAGAAGCCUCCCAUCGCAUCCCUGGAUGCUCAUUCUGGAUGCCAACCCUCUCAGGGUCCUGUGGAAUCAUUCCCUCCGGGCCUACCCACGCCUGGAGAGCCUCAGUCUGCACAGCUGCCACCUGGACCGUAUCGGCCACUACGCCUUCCAAGGGCAGGGCCACUUACGCAGCCUGGGCCUGGCAGACAACCGCCUCUCCGAGAACUACAAGGAGACAGCGGCAGCCCUCCACACCCUGUUAGGACUCCGGAGCCUGGACUUGUCCGGAAACUCCCUGACGGAAGACAUGGCAGCCCUCAUGCUUCAGAACCUCUCCUCGCUGGAGGCUGUGUCUUUGGCAAGGAAUGCCCUCAUGAGGCUCGAUGAGUCUGUCUUUGAGGGCCUGGAGCACCUCAGGGAGCUGGAUUUGCAGAGAAACUACAUCUUUGAGAUUGAGGGUGGUGCUUUCGACGGCCUGACUGAACUGAGGCGUCUCAACCUUGCCUACAACAACCUCCCGUGCAUUGUGGACUUCAGCCUCCCGCAGUUGCGGUUCCUCAACGUCAGUUACAACAUCCUGGAGUGGUUCCUGGCAGCCAGGGAGGAGGCGGCCUUUGAACUGGAGAUCCUGGACCUGUCUCACAACCAGCUGCUCUUUUUCCCUCUCCUGCCCCAGUGCGGCAAGCUGCACACCCUCCUGCUACGGGACAACAACAUGGGUUUCUACAGGGACCUCUAUAACACCUCCUCACCGCAGGAGAUGGUAGCCCAGUUCCUUCUUGUGGAGGGCAACGUGACCAACAUCACCACGGUCAACCUCUGGGAAGAGUUUGCCUCCAGCGACCUGUCAGCCCUUCGCUUCCUGGACAUGAGCCAAAACCAGUUCUGGCACCUGCCGGAUGGCUUCCUGAAGAAAACCCCAGCCCUUUCCCACCUGAACCUCAACCAAAAUUGCCUGAAGAUGCUCCACAUUCGGGAGCACGAGCCCCCCGGGGCGCUCACUGAGCUGGAUCUGAGCCACAACCAGCUGGCAGAGCUGCGCCUCGCUCCGGGGCUCACCGACUGCCUCAGGAACCUCCAAGUGUUCAACCUGAGCUCCAACCAGCUCCUGGGAGUCCCCACUGGCCUUUUCGACCACGCCAGCAACAUCACUACAAUUGACAUGAGCCACAAUCAGAUCUCACUCUGUCCCCGGACGGUGCCCUUAGACUGGCCGGGGCCCUCCAGGUGCGUGGAUUUCAGAAACAUGGCCUCCUUGAGGAGCCUUUCUCUGGAGGGCUGUGGCCUGAAGGCAUUACAAGACUGCCCAUUCCAGGGUACCUCCCUCACUCAUUUAGACCUGUCUGGCAACUGGGGGGUUCUGAAUGGAAGCAUCAGCCCUCUCUGGGCUGUUGCCCCCACGUUACAGGUCCUGGCGCUCAGGAAUGUGGGCCUCAGUUCCGGCCCGGCAGAGAUGGACUUCUCUAGGUUUGGGAAUCUGAGGGAGCUGGAUCUUUCCGGAAAUUCCUUGACCAGCUUCCCAAGGUUCAGCGGCAGCCUGGCCCUUCGGACUCUUGACCUCCGCAGAAACUUCCUCACGGCCCUUCCCCAGAGGGCUGUGUCUGAGCAGCCGCUGAGGAGUCUGCAGGCCAUCUACCUCAGCCAGAACCCUUACGACUGCUGUGGGGUGGAGGGAUGGGGGGCCCUGCAGCACUUCAAGACCGUUGCAGACUUGGCCAUGGUCACGUGCAACCUCUCUUCCAGGAUCGUCCGAGUGGUCGAGCUGCCCGAAGGUGUGCCUCGGGACUGUAAGUGGGGGCAGGUGGACACCGGCCUGUUCUACCUCGUCCUCAUUCUGCCCAGCUGCCUCACCCUGCUGGUGGCCUGCACCAUCAUCUUCCUCACUUUUAAGAAGCCUUUGCUUCAGGUCAUCAAGAGCCGAUGUCACUGGUCAUCCAUAUACUGACCUACGUGCCGAGGCUGGAAAUUUGAUCUGUGCGCGGAAGGAUGCUUUUCUGUGACGGGUCUUCACAUCUGCAGUGGCUGGGUGUGACGCAUCGAAGGUUAAAUUAAAAUUUAAAAAAUGCCCGUCUUCAGUCCCAUUAAAUUCUUCUCCCACCCUUGUGAUUUAUCCUCAUCAUCCUGGUGAAAUAUUUAUUAAGUGACAUUCUGUUAGAAUAAAGGGCGCAGCUCAUAAAUAUUUUUUUUU
Peromyscus californicus insignis is the source of this 2560-nucleotide messenger RNA. RefSeq names its product negative regulator of reactive oxygen species (gene Nrros). The transcript has 3 exons. NCBI's taxonomy places the organism in Eukaryota, Metazoa, Chordata, Mammalia, Rodentia, Cricetidae. Gene Ontology annotation, molecular function: protein binding. The coding region runs from base 239 to 2317 and encodes 692 amino acids. The record is from RefSeq and is a predicted model, not a curated record.